GAAAUGUGAAAUCCCCCCGACUUUCAUUUUGUACUUUCUCGCUGCCCUUUUCCCAGUUGCCCGUUGCCAUUUCCAUUUCCAUUAUUCCACCCCUCCCCCCUUCCCCCUCUGUUCUUCUCUCGGCGUUCUCUUCUCGCCUUUGAUCUAUCCGGAAACUAGGGUUUCUGGUUCAAAAAUCUCAACAACACUUCUAGCUGCUGAAUCGCGUCUCCCCUAUCCAGCUCUGUUCUUCUUCCAUACUCAUUCGACCUAGGGUUUACAGAUCUGAAGAACUCUUCUCUCUUGCUCGAACCUCGCUCAUAGUCGAUAUGUUCUGGAAACUCACAGCUCUGUCUGCCGCCUCACCUGUUGAAUCAGUACUGGAUAAGGAGAAUUUUACAUUGGAAGAGCUUCUGGAUGAAGAAGAGAUAAUACAAGAAUGCAAAGCCUUAAACAGCCGCCUCAUUAAUUUUUUGCGUGUCAGGGACCAGGUGGAGCAAUUAUUGCGGUAUAUUGUUGAAGAGCCUCCAGAGGAUGCUGAAAGCAAACGUACCUUCAAGUUCCCAUUCAUAGCCUGUGAAAUAUUUACAUGUGAGAUUGAUGUUAUUCUGAAGACCUUGGUUGAGGAAGAGGAGCUAAUGAAUUUGCUUUUCUCAUUCUUGGAACCAAACCGUCCACAUAGUCCCUUACUGGCUGGGUGUUUCAGCAAGGUUGUCAUAUGCCUGAUGUUGCGCAGGACAGUCCCACUUAUGAAUUAUGUGCAAGCACAUCAGAAUGUUUUCUGCCAAUUGGUUGAUUUGAUUGGUAUCACUUCCAUCAUGGAGGUUCUGAUUCGACUUCUAGGCCCUGACGAUCAUAUUUAUCCCAAUUCGAUGGAUGUGAUGCAGUGGUUGGCUGAUAGCAAUUUACUAGAAAUGAUUGUAGAUAAACUCACUCCAUCUAAUCCUUCGGAAGUCCAUGCUAAUGCAUCAGAAACUUUGUGUGCUAUAACUCGUAAUGCAUCGUCGCCUCUUGCUGCUAAACUUUCUAGCCCAAGUUUCGUGGAAAGGAUAUUUGAUAAUGCACUUAAAGACUCCAAUUCAAAAUCAGGACUUGUACACUCAUUAUCAUUGUGUAUUUCGUUGCUGGAUCCAAAGAGAUCAAGUCUUCCUUUAAUUCAAACCAUCCAAGGUCAACACAUCCAUGAAUCUCAUACUCCUGCUAAUCCUGAUACUGUCAGUGCAAUGCUGCCCAAACUCGGUGACUUGCUGAUGCUGCUGAGUGUCUCAUCUGAUGAGAAGAUUUUGCCUACUACAUAUGGUGAACUAAGGCCUCCUCUUGGGAAGCACCGCCUCAAGAUUGUUGAAUUCAUCGCUGUGCUACUCAAAACUGGCAAUGAACUUGCUGAGCAGGAAUUAGUUAGCUCAGGGACAAUUCAAAGAACUCUUGAUCUAUUCUUUGAGUACCCAUUUAACAACAUGUUGCAUCAUCAUGUGGAGAGCAUUAUAUUUUCAUGCUUAGAGAGCAAGAAUAAUACAAAAAUUGUCGAUCAUCUCUUCCAAGAAUGUGAUUUAAUAGGAAAAAUUCUACAAACAGAUAAACACCCCAUUCUUUCCAGGGACCUAAAUCAGCCAACUUUACCUGCUGAUGGGAAAUGGACACCACGAGCAGGAAACCUGGGGCACAUUACAAGAAUUUCUAAUAAGCUUGCUCAACUGGAGACCAGUGAUAACUGCAUUCAGGCAUUUCUUCAGGAAAAUAGCGAAUGGUAUAAUUGGCAAACCACUGUUUUACAAGAGCGUAACAUAUUGGAAAAUGUCUACCGAUGGGUUUGUGGACGCCCAACAACAUUUCAAGACAGGACAAGGGAUAGUGAUGAGGAUGAUCUUCAUGACAGGGAUUACGAUGUAGCAGCUUUAGCAAACAAUCUAAGCCAAGCAUUUAGAUAUAAUAUAUAUGAUAACAACAAUGCAGAAGUGAGCAAUGGGGGUCUUGGUAGAGAUGAUGAGGACGUCUACUUUGAUGAUGAAUCUGCCGAAGUUGUGAUAUCAUCCCUCAGGCUGGGUGAUGACCAAGUUAGUUUAUUCACAAAUUCCAACUGGUUUGCUUUCCAAGAGGACAGAAAUGGUAGUGAUGCUCCUGUGAGCACAUCCCCCACUGAGAUGAUGGAUGAGAUCAGCUUGAAUGGAACCUCUGGCCGUGGUAAUAGCAGUGAUGAUGAGGUGGUGGUUGGUGAAGAUGAGGAGUUAUCUGAAAGCAGGAGGUCUAUGAAUGGUACACUGGGAUCCAAUACAAGCGUCUUGAAUGGAUUUGGUGGAAACAAUUCCUUGAGUGGUGGACAGAUGGUCCCAGACAAUGAGAGAGCAAGUGGUUCUGGUGAUAUGGGAUUCUUCCAAUUUGAGACACCAUACGAGGACCCAUUUGGAGAUAGGCCUUUGCCUGAGUGGGUGGGAUGGGGGGAGCCGUCAGAUCUUCAAGUCAGUGGAUCAACUGUGAAUCCGUUUGAAGAUCCUGUUGACUCCAGUGUUGAUCUUGCAGAUCCAGCUGAGGCGGAGGCAAAGGAAAAAGCAGAGGCUUCUACUGUCACUUCUCCAAGUGGAGAAGCCAUGAAAAAUGGGGCCCCAGUUGUGGCAGACUCGAGUAAUGGAUCAUUAGGAUCUGAUCCUAGUCCGAGAACUGCUGCAGUUCCGUCUUUGUUCGAAGAUGAUGUUGAAUUUGUUGGAGUGGAGAUGGAAGGCACUGAAAAGGCAAUGGAACAGGCUCUCAAGGAGGGCAUUGUUGGGGAAGCAGGACCUUUGAAGAGGAACAUUGCCUCCAAGAUGGCUGAGAAGGAAAAUGCAGAGGAGAGUGGAUCAGGAGUAAAGGAGUUCAAUGAUGCUAACUAUUGGAGGGUUGAUCACGAGGUUACUGUUCUGGAGUAAUGAUCUGUAUUUGCAGUAUUUGGAUGAAACGAGCAGGGAAGAAUGCCAUCUUUCUGUUGGCCGAGGUAGUCUUGCUGCAGUAGAUAUGUACAGGUAUAUUUUGGUUUCGAGUUGGGAAUAGGUGGUAAUGGCAGGUUAUGUUCUCUUAUUACUCUUUUACUCUUAAUUGUUAUGCUAGAUUGUUUAUUAUUCAAGCUCAUGGCUUCUUACUGUUGCUGAUC
Molecule: messenger RNA, 3100 nt
Organism: Diospyros lotus (date-plum)
Lineage: Eukaryota; Viridiplantae; Streptophyta; Magnoliopsida; Ericales; Ebenaceae
Exons: 19
Coding region: 309-2879 (856 amino acids)
Molecular function (GO): protein phosphatase binding; protein phosphatase regulator activity
Source: RefSeq, a predicted model, not a curated record